GACUCUUCUUCGGGCUCGUCUGGCUGCACUCCUGCCACGGGAUGCCCCAUGUCAUCCGCAUCGGAGGAAUCUUUGAAUAUGCAGACGGACCGAAUGCCCAGAUAAUGAAUGCCGAGGAGCAAGCCUUCCGAUUCUCUGCCAACAUCAUCAAUAGGAAUAGGACUUUGUUACCCAACACAACCUUAACCUACGAUAUCCAGAGGAUACACUUCCAUGACAGCUUUGAAGCCACAAAGAAAGCCUGCGACCAGCUUGCACUUGGUGUUGUAGCAAUAUUUGGGCCUUCCCAGGGCUCCUGUACCAAUGCAGUCCAGUCCAUUUGCAAUGCACUGGAAGUCCCCCACAUACAGCUACGGUGGAAGCAUCACCCUUUGGAUAACAAAGACACUUUCUAUGUCAACCUUUACCCGGACUAUGCUUCUCUCAGCCAUGCCAUUUUGGACCUUGUACAGUACCUGAAGUGGAGGUCAGCGACUGUGGUAUAUGACGACAGCACAGGCCUCAUCCGGCUGCAAGAGCUGAUCAUGGCCCCGUCCAGAUACAACAUCCGCUUGAAAAUCCGCCAGCUGCCAAUCGACACGGACGACACCCGGCCCUUACUCAAGGAGAUGAAGCGGGGGCGCGAGUUCCGGAUCAUCUUUGACUGCACCCACACCAUGGCGGUGCACAUUCUCAAGCAGGCCAUGGCGAUGGGGAUGAUGACAGAGUACUACCACUUCAUCUUCACCACACUGGAUCUUUACGCCUUAGAUCUAGAGCAGUAUCGCUACUCUGGAGUGAACCUGACUGGCUUCCGCAUCUUGAACGUGGAGAACCCUCAUGUCUCUUCCAUCAUCGAUAAAUGGUCCAUGGAGCGGUUGCAGGCAGCCCCCAAGCCCGAACCAGGGUUGAUUGCAGGCAUGAUGAUGACAGAUGCAGCCCUCUUGUACGACGCCGUCCACAUCGUCUCUGUGUGCUACCAACGGGCUCCGCAAAUGACCGUGAAUUCCCUCCAGUGCCAUCGGCAUAAAGCCUGGCGGUUUGGAGGACGCUUCAUGAAUUUCAUCAAAGAGGCCCAGUGGGAAGGCUUAACUGGACGCAUCGCCUUCAACAAGACCAGCGGCUUGAGGACUGACUUCGACUUAGACAUCAUCAGCCUCAAGGAAGAUGGACUAGAAAAGGUUGGAGUAUGGAGCCCCUCUGAUGGACUGAACAUCACCGAAAUCUCUCGAAGGCAAGGGCCCAACGUGACUGAUUCCUUGACCAAUAGAUCCUUGGUGGUCACCACAAUCCUGGAGGAACCUUUUGUCAUGUUCACCAAGUCAGACACAGUUCUCUCCGGGAACAAGCGCUUCGAAGGGUACUGCGUCGACCUGCUUGCAGAGGUGUCCCGUAUCCUUGGCUUCUCCUAUGAGAUCCGGUUGGUGGACGAUGGGAAGUAUGGCGCCCAGGAUGAAAAGGGGCAGUGGAAUGGCAUGAUCAGGGAGCUGAUCGAUCACAAAGCUGAUCUGGCGGUCGCCCCACUUACCAUCACCCACGUCCGGGAGAAAGCCAUCGACUUCUCCAAGCCCUUCAUGACUUUGGGGAUCAGCAUCCUCUACCGGAAGGCCAACGGAACCAACCCCAGUGUCUUCUCCUUCCUUAACCCUCUGUCUCCGGACAUUUGGAUGUACAUCCUCCUCGCUUACCUGGGAGUUAGCUGCGUGCUCUUUGUCAUCGCCAGGUUCAGCCCUUACGAAUGGUACGACGCCCACCCCUGCAACCCGGGGUCAGACAUAGUGGAGAAUAACUUCACCCUCCUCAACAGCUUCUGGUUUGGAAUGGGAGCGCUUAUGCAGCAAGGGUCUGAGCUGAUGCCCAAAGCACUCUCCACUCGCAUCAUUGGGGGUAUCUGGUGGUUCUUCACUCUCAUCAUCAUCUCUUCGUACACGGCAAACCUGGCCGCCUUCUUGACUGUGGAGAGGAUGGAGUCCCCCAUCGACUCGGCUGAUGACCUGGCCAAGCAAACCAAAAUCGAAUAUGGAGCCGUGAAGGAUGGGGCCACCAUGACCUUCUUCAAGAAAUCCAAGAUCUCAACCUUUGAAAAAAUGUGGGCCUUCAUGAGCAGCAAGUCUUCGGCUCUUGUGAAGAAUAACGAGGAAGGGAUACAGCGCACCCUCACCUCUGACUACGCCCUGCUGAUGGAAUCCACCACUAUUGAGUACAUCACCCAAAGGAACUGCAACCUGACCCAGAUUGGGGGGCUUAUUGACUCUAAGGGCUACGGGAUCGGCACUCCCAUGGGCUCGCCGUAUAGAGACAAGAUCACCAUUGCGAUCCUUCAGCUUCAGGAAGAGGCCAAGCUGCAUGCCAUGAAGGACAAAUGGUGGCGGAGCAAUGGGUGCCCCGAGGAGGAGAGCAAAGAGGCCAGCGCGCUCGGGAUCCAGAACAUUGGCGGGCUCUUCAUUGUCCUGGCCGCCGGCCUGGUCCUCUCCGUGUUCGUAGCCACUGUAGAAUUCAUCUACAAGCUGCGCAAGACAGCCGAGCGAGAGCAGCGCUCCUUCUGCAGUGCCAUGGCUGACGAGAUCCGGCUGUCGCUCACCUGCCACCGGCGUGUGAAACACAAGCCCCAGCCCCCUGUCAUGGUGAAGACGGAUGCUGUGAUCAAUAUGCACACGUUCAAUGACCGGCGGCUACCUGGCAAGGACAACAUGACCUGUAACACGGGGCUGACCCCUGUGUUCCCAUGACAGAAUGAGGGCCAAGAACUGGGGAGGGGCUCGUUGGAUAUGGGAGGGGGGAGGAAAGGCACGUCCGUGCUACGGAAGCAGAGAAAGAGCCAGCAUUGCGGUUUUCUUUCUGAGAACAAGGCCUUUAAUGCAACUACAGCCAUCGUCCAAAUUGGAAACAAGAACUCCGCGCGUGGGCCAUGACGUCUUCAUUUUGGGAUUGCUCUUUGGUUUUUUUCAGUCAAGAUUUAAGCGGCACUGCAGGCCUCUUGGCACCCAAACCUCGCUCCUCAGCUAGACACAUCCAAGAGUCUUGAUGUUUACAUAUCAAACUAACGGAAGGAACAACGCCGGGCAAAGACUCCUGUGGUUCAGAGAAGAAUCGCAACGCCCUUGGAUCUGACACUUCCUUUUAAGUAUGGCAAUAAAUGAAAUGACAAGUGCGGAGUCC
Molecule: messenger RNA, 3138 nt
Organism: Elgaria multicarinata webbii
Lineage: Eukaryota; Metazoa; Chordata; Lepidosauria; Squamata; Anguidae
Gene: GRIK3
Product: glutamate ionotropic receptor kainate type subunit 3
Exons: 16
Coding region: 42-2708 (888 amino acids)
Biological process (GO): synaptic transmission, glutamatergic; modulation of chemical synaptic transmission; monoatomic ion transport
Cellular component (GO): plasma membrane; kainate selective glutamate receptor complex; postsynaptic density membrane
Molecular function (GO): kainate selective glutamate receptor activity; transmitter-gated monoatomic ion channel activity involved in regulation of postsynaptic membrane potential
Source: RefSeq, a predicted model, not a curated record